Messenger RNA from Populus trichocarpa (black cottonwood), 1276 nucleotides. RefSeq names its product auxin-responsive protein IAA29. Gene Ontology annotation, molecular function: protein binding. Lineage: Eukaryota; Viridiplantae; Streptophyta; Magnoliopsida; Malpighiales; Salicaceae. The coding region runs from base 372 to 1073 and encodes 233 amino acids. The record is from RefSeq and is a predicted model, not a curated record. Gene Ontology annotation, biological process: regulation of DNA-templated transcription. Gene Ontology annotation, cellular component: nucleus. The transcript is spliced from 4 exons.
CGAAAACAAAGGGAAGAAAGCAGAGAGGGCAAGGAGGUUGGCAAAAAGUGGAGCAUUGAUACGGACAUCAUACCACUGUUGCCUAAACACUGUCCCCUUACCCUCUCACCAUGCUUUCCCUUCUUUCAUCCCUUGUCUUGACUUUGCCUCGCUAGCUAUAAACUAUUUAGCUCUCCUUGAUGGCAAGAAACCCAGAUCUCUUCUACCCUCAAAAGUCUCUCUCUCUCUCCCUCGAUUUAUUUCCUUGUUCUUGCUUGUGGGUUUGCUUUUUUUAUUAUUAUUAUUAGAAACUCUGGUUUUGUUGUUGGAUGAUACGCGCACACAUAUAUAAAUACUAGACUUGCACUCUGUAGCCAAGCGAGACAAAGCUGAUGGAACUUCAACUUGGUCUCGGUCUUCCAAGUGAAAAAACAAUGAAGGGUUUGGACCUAAACAGCUAUGUUUCGGAGCCUAAAGAGUUGCUGGGCUCGGGCCAACUUCACCUGGGUUCAUAUUCGUGGUUUUCUACAAAUGAUAAUGACAAGAAACGGAGUUUUAUUGAUGCCUCUGAAGAGAGCUCGAGAAAUGAAGACGUGCCUCGAACGCUGCCUCUCUUGGUUUGGAAUAACCAGCCAAACGAGGAAGAUGAUCCGCCUAAAGAUCUUGAUAACCACUGCAACUACUCUUUUUCCUCCAACAAAAGUGAUGGAGAAAGUGAUGGAAUAGUGGGGUGGCCACCAAUAAAGUUCAAGAGGAAGAAGCUUAGUCGUCAAAACAGUAGAGUGCUAGAGGUUAAUCGGGCAGUGGACAAUGGUUGUGAAGAUUGCCAAGCUAGAUCAUCAAACUCCAUGUACAUUAAGGUCAAGAUGGAGGGAGUAGGAAUAGCAAGGAAAAUUGAUGUUAGCGUCUACCGUUGCUUUCCAACACUUAAACAUACGUUGCUUGACAUGUUUGGGAUCUGCCAGGAAAAUUCAAGCAACUACAGACUGACUUACCAGGAUAGAGAAGGUGACUGGCUACUAGCUGAAGAUGUACCUUGGAGGAACUUUCUUGGGUCAGUCCAACGACUAAAACUGAUGAGGAGCAGCAAUUGAUUAAUUAGCUGUUUCUAACGUUGCUUUAAUAUGUAUAUAUAUAUAUACACACCCAGAUACGGGGGCCGUUCGAUUUGAAUCUUGAAUCAAUUGACUGUAUAUGUAAUAUGUACUUAAUUAGUAGUAAAGAGAACCUAAUUAACUGUAUUGACCUUUUGGAUUAGCUUUGAUUAGAAUAGAAGAAACAUAUAGUAUUGAGUUUC